AUGGCUGGUGUCUAUGCGGCAUCUCCAGGCCCCACAAAGGAGCAAAAUGGGGUCAUGGCGCAGCCGGAACAAACCGUCUUAUUUAUGAACCCUUUGCUGCGCCCCCACCGCGAGUUGGACCUGGAGCUCGUUCCCGGACAGAUAGUCAUAUCGGUUAGCUUCGAUCACAAAGUUAACGUUCCUGGGCGUCCUGCUAGCAUAACGAAUACUGCCCGUUGUUGGAAAAUGUCUUCGAAAGCUCCUGGUAACCCAAAACGACGCACGCGCACGGUACGCCAUAAGGUCGCUUUAGCCUGUGACUCGUGUCGGGAGAAGAAGAUCCGCUGCGAUGGAAACAAGCCUAUCUGUGGACCUUGCACGCGACGGUCAUAUCGUAUAGAUCAGUGUGUAUACAACACGGAAAACUCCCGGUCUGCCAGCAAGGACGAAUAUUUUCAUACCCUACAUCAGCGAAUAAGAGAACUUGAAGAUGCCCGUUUGAAGGAUGGAGUCUCCACCCAGACCCCGAUAAACCCCCAAAGCCAGCUGCGCAGUGAGACCAACAGGCAGGUGGGAAUACCCGCGGAAGCAACCGGCUUCUCCCCAUGUGCUUGCAAAUCGCUUCCGGGUGCCACGGCGCAGAAUCCGCCCCCUAGAAGCACUGAAGCCGGGGUACCAGCAUGUCCCAGGCCACCAGCCGCUCGUAGUCACUGCGACAACAGCCGGUCCGCGUUGACAGGAGAAGCGACUGCGGAGAGCUAUGAAUCGCCUUUAUUCGAUGAGGGCGAAGGUCAUGUAACGGGUAUGGGCCAGAUCACAGCAUCGGCGGCCGAAGGUCCACGCCGAUCGGCCCGAUUCCAAUUCUAUGGUAGCUCCUCCACUGCUUCCCUCAUGCGAUUCGCAUGGCAAUCUAUGCCUUCGCAGCCGAUCAGCGGUUCGCGUGCCGAACCUGUGUUAAGUAGGCUUCAGGAUACGUCUACCGUCUACAGGUUUGAUGAUUUUAAUCUGCCGCCGCGGAUGUUGGCGGAUCACCUCCUAAAGUGCUUCUUCGAUAAGGUCUAUAUUUUGUAUCCAUUCUUCCACCGUCAAGCCUUUGAAGCGGCGUAUCAAAAUAUCUGGCGGACAGAGGACGAGUCUUGCAUUCCGCUAACAGACCUGCGGAUCGGAUUAGGAUCCAGCUUUGAAUCUGGUCCUCAAUCAAUUGUCUUUCAUUGUGCCCUGAAUUUGAUGUUUGCUCUGGGCUGUCAUUUUGCAGAUAUCGCCCCAGAGGAAGUCGAGCUUGUCGCCCAUUCUUUCUUUCUUCGUGCGAAAGGUUUUAUCGGACUCGAUUUCCUAGAGUUCAACACUCUCGGUGUCGUUCAGACGUUGCUUAUCACAGCGCUAUACCUGCAGAGCUCCCCAUACCCCAGCCGAUGCUGGAAUUCCGUUGGGGUGGCAUGUAGAGUUGCCCUAGGCCUAGGGCUUCACGAACCAGAUACCCUCGCGACAUCAACGCCCUUAGAGGUUGACAUCCGGCGGCGGACAUGGCAUGGAUGCGUGAUGAUGGACAUCACUCUGAGCAUGACGUACGGCAGGCCAAGCAUGACCACCCAUCUGGCCCCUCUCCGUUCACCAAGAGACCCAAAUAACUCUAGCUCCCAGGAAGGAACUGGGGAGCCUAGCCUAAUAACAUUCUACGAGGAAGCUAUUCACCUUCACGAUAUUCUAGACAAAAUCCUAUCCGAUGUCUACAAUGCUUGCCGCGGUCGGUCCCCUCAACAUCGAUCGCAGCAAGCGACAAAAAGUCCCGGGGGCCUAGACACCGUCCUCGAUAUUGAGAGGCAACUUACCCUCUUCGAAGCCAAUCUCCCUUCCUUCCUGAAAUACCCCGUCGGUCCAUCUGUAGUGUAUGCGGAUCGAGAGGCAAACCUGGCGAUCGCGCAACAGCGAAAUGUUCUACAUGCACGAUACAUCCAUUUCCACCUUCUCCUCUACCGCCCCAUCUUCACGCAACUUUACUCGGAAAGAGUACGAACUCGAGAGCCAGCAACAGGGCCGGAGCUGCAGGAGAACUGGAUGCUCUCUGCAACUGCACGGAGUACAUUAUACUCCUCCAUGUCCAGCAAAUGUGCUACCUCCUGCGUGAUGGCUGCCAUUGAUCUCACGCACCUAGUCCACGAGACCUACCAGACCAAUGCCGCCGAUGCAUGGUGGUACAAUGGAUUUUAUGUAUCUACCGCUGCAAUAGUCCUACUAAUGUCAUUUUCAGCUCCGUCCAUGCUAGAGCCAAUUACCAUGGAGAAGGCGCGAGAAGCCUGGAGAGAGGCAAUGAGGGUGUUGGAGUUUAUGGCUCCAUUCCACCGUUCCGCCAGCAACACCCUGCAGUUUUUACAGGCUGCGUACCGCCAGGCAGUGCCUGGCAGUCCGCAUCAGACAGGCCCAAAAGCUGAUGCUUCGCAACUUCCUAGUGAAAUACCUCAGUCCAAUGACCCACUCGACCAGCCGGAUACAGACUCAGGGGAAAUCUCGUUCUUCAACUGGGAGGAAUUCACCGCGAACGUGGGGUCCGGUCUGGACGACUUGGGGUUCUUGACGAGGCUGGAUUUUCCUGAUACUUUGGCUCAGGGGGCACUUGUUUUGAUAUGUAUUAGCUUCCUUUCUUAUGGGGGAAGCGAGAUAUGUAACAUCUAG
Penicillium coprophilum is the source of this 2649-nucleotide messenger RNA. Its product is annotated as transcription factor. Gene Ontology annotation, biological process: positive regulation of transcription from RNA polymerase II promoter by galactose; DNA-templated transcription. Gene Ontology annotation, cellular component: nucleus. The record is from RefSeq and is a predicted model, not a curated record. The transcript has 5 exons. Gene Ontology annotation, molecular function: DNA-binding transcription factor activity, RNA polymerase II-specific; RNA polymerase II cis-regulatory region sequence-specific DNA binding; zinc ion binding. The coding region runs from base 1 to 2649 and encodes 882 amino acids. Lineage: Eukaryota; Fungi; Ascomycota; Eurotiomycetes; Eurotiales; Aspergillaceae.